Molecule: messenger RNA, 1707 nt
Organism: Rotaria sp. Silwood1
Lineage: Eukaryota; Metazoa; Rotifera; Eurotatoria; Philodinida; Philodinidae
Source: the annotation of a GenBank genome assembly
AUGUCAAUAACUUCUAUUGAAAAUUUAUCAAAUGAAUUGUUUUAUGAACUAUUUGAUUAUCUUGAUGGUAUUGAUAUAUACAAGGCAUUUUCAAAUCUUAAUUACUGUUUUCAACAACUUCUUAAUUCAUCAUCUCUUCUAUUUAAAAUUAAAAUUACUUGUCAAUAUGAUGAAUCAUACACAAAAAUCUUUAAACAACUGACACUUCUUAAUCAUCUUAAUAAACAUCAAAUAUAUUCAUUUUAUAUAUGCAUACCAUAUCAAGCGAAGCAUUUUUUCUCAUCAUAUUCAAUCGAUUCAUCAUUUGAUCAUCUUGAAUCAUUUGUUCUUGAUGAAAUUAAACCAACUAUACUUAUUCAACUUCUAUCCAAAUUAACUUGUUUACCUCGUUUAUUCUCAUUAACAAUCGAUAUGUUAGAUCAUUUGAGCAAAUUAACUAAUAUUUAUCAAUUAAUUUUUGCAUUAUCAAAAUUGAAAUAUUUGAAAUUUACAGUAUACGAUACUGAUUUUGUAAACACUUCACUAUCAUUUUUUCGCAACAGUCAAGUUAGUUCUAUUGAAUAUCUUAUUAUUAAACAUCGUUGUAAUUUUAAUGACCUUUUGACUAUAUUGUCUUAUACACCUCGACUUCGUCAUUUGAAUGUUUACCCUAUAAUCGAUCAUGAUGAUGAUGAUUCAAUCAUUGAAAACAUAUUACCAAUAAAAUUAUCAAAUUUAACAUAUAUUUCUUUAGAUGUACAUUAUAUAAAAUUUGAUAAAUUUACAAUGUUCAUUAAAAACUUCAAUUGUAAAUUAAAAGUUUUGCGUUAUAGAACUCAGUCUAAUGAUGUGACUUAUUUAUAUGCUAAUCGAUGGAAAGAAUUAAUUUUAAAAUAUUUUCCUCAAUUAGAAAAAUUCUAUUUUCAAUAUGAAGACAUGCCUUAUUAUGGACAUCGAUCUCCAGCAUAUCGUAAAGUAGAUUUUAAUCAAUUUAUUUCAUCAUUUUGGAUUGAAAAAAGAUGGGUAUUUAAAAGUAAAAUCAAUACACCUGGAUUUAUCUUUAAAAUUGAUCCAUAUAAAGAAACAUGGUAUGAUAGAAAUUCAUCCAUUGAUUAUUCAAAAUCUAGUCAACUUACAUUUAGAUAUCCUCCUAAGAAUGAAUAUUCAAUUGACAUACAUGGUAUCUUAAGAGUAGCACAAUUUUAUCAUUUAGAAAUUGAAAGAGGUCAAAUUGAUAUUUCAACAUUAAUGGAUAUAAUAUGUAGAUUAUCUGAACUUGAUUCAUUAAAAAUUCAUUCUUUAUCAUUAUCAUCAACGUGUGAUUCAUCUAUGGAAGAAAUAAAUCGUUGUUUUAUAUCAAAUAAAAACAAAAUAACAAAAAUUUAUCUUGAAAAAUUUAAUAAAAUUGAAGAAAUUAAUUUUCUCAUUAAAUUUUGUCCUCGAAUGAAUUAUCUUCAUAUCGAUUCUAUUAAUAAUAUGGAUAUUGAAUUAUUUAUAAAAGAAAUUUUAGAUAAAAUUAAUAAUGAUGGUAAUCAAUAUUUUUAUACAUUAUGUCUUCGUAUUCCAACAGAAGAUGAUAAAAUUAUUGAAAAAUUCAAGAAUAUUAUCAAUUCAAACAAAUCUAUUGUUUGGUAUUCAAUCAAAUGUAUACUUGAUGUUAUUUAUUUACAAUGGAAAAAGGAUUAUUACCAAUAUAUGAAUAAAAUAAAAACGACAAUCAACUAUUGA